AUGUUUAGUAACCGUAACAACACCCAGAAGCCUGAUGGUGAAUUCAUCAGUCGCUUCCAGCAAGCAUUCUCAGAAAUCGUUCCCCGAAGGGACAGUCACGGCGCGCAAAAUGAAGAGCUAUUCGGUGCAAGAAACUCUAUGAUGCCCCAAGGACUGGCAGAUAACACCGAUAUGAAAAUAGAGAGUCACAAUGUCAAGUUUUCUAUGAAUAACAAUGACCGUACGCCUCGAAACAUGCAUGAACUAGGCUUGACCCCCUCAUGGAUGGAACCUGGAUCAUAUUCCAUGAUGCCUCUUGCCAACCAACACCCUGGAUUUUACACCCCCAACUCCGGCGGAAUGGGUGCUAUUUUCCACAAUCAAGCCGGUGAUUUACACACUCCCACGGGGAUGCAUACGAUGACUCCGCUUUCUCUUUCGGGCAUGUCAGGAACGAACCACCACCCGCAUGCAAGUGGAUUUGAGCCCUUCAACCCGCAUCUCUUGCAGUCAAUGCAAGAAAUGAACCCAUAUUCCCAACCGCCUUCAUACGCCCCAAGCGCUUUCAUGCAUCGGGACACCGGAUACGAUGCUAUGGAUGAUUCAAUGGACAAUUCGUCUAUCAAUGAUGUACAGAUUGAAACAGCGUCCAGCGUAACAGCUUCAACAGAUUUUUCAACUCAAAUUAGCGGCGGUGACACGUCUUAUACCAGGGGUGAAAAAUUCCGCUUCAAUGUUUCUUUACGAGCACCGACAGCAAUGGUAAAAAACUUGCGCGAAAUUCCCAUCACUUAUCUCAAUAAGGGACAAGCAUACAACCUCACGAUUAUGGACUCAAGUCCCCCGAUGAUGACCCACGAACCUAUUCGGUAUAGAACAUGUGUUCGCGUUUCGUUCGAAGAACAAGAGCAAAGGGCGAAACCAUCGACAUGUUGGCAGCUGUGGAAAGAAGGAAGAGGUUCCAGUGAAGCCCACCAGCGCGGUGGAAAAUUGUUAGCGGUCGAAUAUGUCGACCCACUUCAAGGCGGUGGCGAUGCGCACAAGCACCGACAAGUCCAAAUUGAGAGCAUGUCUGUCGACGGAUUCUGCGUGACUUGGACUGCCAACCCGACCACUGGCAUCGCCGAUUGCCAUGUUCCCGUUCGAUUCAACUUCCUCUCAACCGAUUUCAGCCAUUCCAAGGGCGUUAAGGGAAUUCCGGUCAGACUUUGUGCCAAAACCGAAGUCAUAUCACCAGGCGAGGAGAUGGGCGUACCGCGCAGCAUGGAAUUGUCUUACUGUAAAGUCAAGCUCUUCCGGGAUCACGGUGCUGAGCGGAAGCUUUCCAAUGAUAUUGCACAUGUCAAAAAGACAAUCGAUAAGCUUAAGCAACAGGUUUCGCAGGCGGAGAUGGGCGGUGGCUUCGGCAAGCGCAAACGCGGCAAUAAUUCAUCCACUGCUAAGGGAUCCGAGCGAGCUAUGAAGUCUUCGAACCAUAAGCGCGCUUGGUCGAUGGGCUCAGAUGAUGGCCCGCCUGAAAAAAUCUCACUCGAAGAUGACCUGCAAUCCAAGCUCUCUAUAAUGCAAGAAAUGUUUUCAUCCACUCGACCGGUGAGCAUUCUCGGUUUGCGUGGUGACGAGGCCGAUGACCCAGACUUGCAUCCGAUUCGACUCGAUGGCGAUAUGGGCAGAUUCGAACAAUUGAGUCGACAAAACUCGAGCGUUAUGCAGACUGGGGAAUCGAUGAUACCAUCUCCAGCCAACUCCAAUAACUCUUCUUCUAAUUCGCCUUCUUCCCUUUCCCAUUCAACCAGGCUGUUGACAAAACCGACUACAAUUCAACGAAUCCCAUAUCGUGAUCAAGAAUCUCGAGGGUUCAUUGAGGCUGUUGGCGUGGACCCAACAUACCGACCCCCUACAGAAUGCCCACCAAAGCCAAUUGCAUGCUUCUAUAUUCGUUUCAGUGGAAACGACAAACACUCACAAGAUUACUAUCGUGCGAUCUAUCUGUCAGAGCGCACUGUUCGAGAUCUCAUGAAGCAAAUUUCAGAGACUCAUCACGUGGAUCAGUCACGAAUCUCUAACGUCAUGCAUGUCAAUAAAAAAGGCUUGCGAAUUUUGGUCGACGAUAACCUGGUUCGCCAGCUUCCAGAGGGCCAAGACAUGAUUGUCGAUAUCUCUGAACCGGCAGGCUCUAGUGGCGGUACGCCUGGCAUGAACUCAUCUGCCAUUGAGAUCCGUUUAACCUUUUAA
This is a messenger RNA of Penicillium soppii, 2211 nucleotides long. Its product is annotated as grainyhead-like protein. Gene Ontology annotation, molecular function: DNA-binding transcription activator activity, RNA polymerase II-specific; RNA polymerase II cis-regulatory region sequence-specific DNA binding. Gene Ontology annotation, cellular component: nucleus. The transcript is spliced from 5 exons. The coding region runs from base 1 to 2211 and encodes 736 amino acids. The record is from RefSeq and is a predicted model, not a curated record. Gene Ontology annotation, biological process: regulation of transcription by RNA polymerase II. NCBI's taxonomy places the organism in Eukaryota, Fungi, Ascomycota, Eurotiomycetes, Eurotiales, Aspergillaceae.